GGAUGUGCUCCGGCGGAACUCGGAAGCGUAUGGGCGGACAUUAGAGAGGGAGAGACGGGGAGAGGACACGCUACGUAACUGGGUAGUGAAGCGAGGGCACGGGGCGGAGAGAUGGCGAUGGCGAUGGCUAGGCGAUGGUGCGGCACGGUGGUGGCUGCUACCCAGCGCAUGAGCAGCAUGAGCACGAGCGGCGCUUUGCCAGUGGUGUGCGGGCGUGGAGAUAAGAAGACAAAGAGGGGGAAGAGGUUUAAGGGUUCAUAUGGCAACGCCAGGCCAAAGCGCAAGGAGAUGAUUGAGAGGAUCAAAGACAAGGUCGAGGUUCCCAGGUCCACCCCUUGGCCUCUCCCUUUCAAGCUCAUCUAAUCUCUCUCUCUAGGGUUAUUGGAAUGAUACUGUGAUCUAUAUAUAAUGGUUUUUGUUCUCAUUGAUUAAUCCAUAGUUGUUAACUUUUAGUUCUUCUUCUUUGUUUGCUUAGAAGAUGGAACUGUGUGGGUUUAGAACGUGAAUUGAUUCGUGUGUGUGAGAUACUGGGAAAAGAAGAAGGAUUCAGAAUAGAGUGCUCUCUCUCUCUCUCUCUCUAUCCUGUGGGUACCUUAAGUAGAUAAAUCCACUUAUAAUUUAAGGGUUUAUUCCUGGA
Amborella trichopoda is the source of this 637-nucleotide messenger RNA. RefSeq names its product 30S ribosomal protein S31. Lineage: Eukaryota; Viridiplantae; Streptophyta; Magnoliopsida; Amborellales; Amborellaceae. Gene Ontology annotation, biological process: plastid translation. Gene Ontology annotation, cellular component: plastid; ribosome. The record is from RefSeq and is a predicted model, not a curated record.